AUGACGCCUGAUACGGAUCUGCUCAGAGAUUUGCAGUCUUCUGGCGUCAGGAUGUUCUUAUGUGGCAGCAUCGACAGCAUCAUCCUCAACAGAUACGGAGCGAGCAGGACAUUGUCGGAUGAAUCGCCACCACCAGUAGUCACGGAAAUUGCAUACGCAAUGAAAUCGUGCGUGAUUGUGUUUGACGCCAGAAGGCGGGAAACAAACACUGCAUUGCGGUCCAAAAGCUCCAAAAUGUUUAGCUUGACCAAACUGUCGGCAUUCAUGUACAAAUCCAACAAGGCGCUGCACAAGCCGGCAUCCAGGAGUGUCUUGAAGACAGCAUCUGAUGUACCGCCAAUGUGCGCGCAGAAUUCGGCCAUUCGAACGGAGAUGACGCUGUCGGAAUCGGAAUCACGCAUAGUGGUCCGUAUCAUCUCCAGGCGCUUCUCGUCAAGGGAACCCGGGCGGCGCCUCAGUAUCUGA
Molecule: messenger RNA, 465 nt
Organism: Babesia ovata
Lineage: Eukaryota; Apicomplexa; Aconoidasida; Piroplasmida; Babesiidae
Product: family transcriptional regulator, putative
Exons: 1
Coding region: 1-465 (154 amino acids)
Source: RefSeq, a predicted model, not a curated record